Messenger RNA from Paraphaeosphaeria sporulosa, 1286 nucleotides. Its product is annotated as kinase-like protein. Gene Ontology annotation, biological process: peptidyl-serine phosphorylation; peptidyl-threonine phosphorylation. The transcript has 4 exons. NCBI's taxonomy places the organism in Eukaryota, Fungi, Ascomycota, Dothideomycetes, Pleosporales, Didymosphaeriaceae. The record is from RefSeq and is a predicted model, not a curated record. The coding region runs from base 94 to 1095 and encodes 333 amino acids. Gene Ontology annotation, molecular function: protein serine/threonine kinase activity; ATP binding.
CGACUACGAAGAGAUCGAAGCCAACUACAAAGGCAAAGGUGCUUUCGGCACAGUGUGGAAGGUCAGGAUCCACCGCGAUCAUCGAUCCUUCAUAUGCAUGAUGGGGAUUUUUUCGCCAUGAAGGUCACACCCCAUGAAGGACGGGAGCAAGACUACCAUCGUCAGAUGGCAGGCCUCAACCACCCACACCUUGUCAAAUGCCUCGCCAGCUUCACCCUUGGGGCUAAGUACCAGAUGAUAUACGAGCUCGCCAGCUGCGAUCUGGAAGAGUUUAUGCGUGAACGAUCAAAGCCUUCCAAGCACCCAGAGCUGACAAAGGCUUGGCUUGCACAACAACUAGCAGGUCUUGCCGGCGCUCUUAAGGUCGUCCACAAUCCUCAAGGCCUGCUCAACGUGCCGAAUCCGAAUACGACGAGGACCGGCUACAUGCAUGAUAUCAAGCCCGAGAAUAUCCUUGUGUUUAUCUACAAAGGCAAGGUCUGCAUCCUUCGGUUAUCAGACUUCUCGUGCGCCAAGGUGGUGGAGAUUGUUGCUACCAUCAGCGGCAAGCGAGAUAGCUACAAGACUGGCUCAAAACCCGGUACUCCCACAUAUCGUGCACCGGAGAUCUCUGAGAAUGCAUCUUCAAGACCCUACGAUAUGUGGUCUCUGGGUUGUGUCUUCCUCGAGCUGCUUGUGUGGUACCUGGAAGGAUAUAAGGCUCUCGAGUUGUUCCGAGAAUCUCGUGAGGGUUCUGUCCUCCCUAGCGGUGUGGUCGACGAAGGCUUCUACCACAAGACCAGCAAUGGCGAGAUGCAGCUCCGGGAGCCUGUCCUCCGCAAAAUCGAUGAUCUGAAGCGCCAGUGCCGAGGGGAUCUGAAAGACAUUGUGGACGUCGUACCCUGGCUACUAAAGAUCAAGCCUAAGGAGCGAAUGGAUGCUUCGCACUUGGCAGCGAGGCUAGGUCGCUUCAGCACAGUGGCUGGAUCGAAGGGCACUACGAACUUCGCUGGCUCGCUCACGGUGCCUUCGCUCGGAUCGAACAGCUUACCCACGUACGACUCUGAUUCUGACCCGAACGAGUUCAUCAAGAUCACUAGACCGAGUAACGAGUAGUGACUCUUGAGGCAUCGGACUGCCACACAAUUGUGUACUAAAGCUAGAGAUGUAUUCUCUCAGGUGUACUAUAUGGACCAGGAUUUUAUAAGAGAGUGGCUAAUGUUGAGGGGACUAUUCAGUUCAUUUGUGAUACCCCCUUUGCUUACUGCCUUUGGUUCAUUCUCCUACUACCUUGAGGUACAUAAGAA